UGCAGUUGAGUAGGCUAUUUAGAGCUUGCAGUAUCGACUGCUCGAGUGUGCUCUCUACCGCUCAGUGCGCGCUGUCCAUACAUCAAAAUACACUUCUAUACAAAUCUCUCUCUCUCCUAUGCUGACUUUUUGAUUUUUACAGUACAGGAUACGGAGUCAUUCAUUUGGAAACACGUUCAUGUGAGAGAGGAGAGAGGCGCAUUUACCGGGAGAUGGGAAAAAGUAUCAGGCAGCGCAUAGACAACACAGAAUUUGACUAAUGUGCGUGGAGAGCAACUUUUUAACGACACUAUAGCUGUAAAGGUUAAUUGAACAAUAACUGAAUAUGCAUCUAAAGCGCAUCUUCAGUCUCCUCCAUCAGUUAUGUUUUCUUGGAGCAUUUGCCAUUGCAGAUCCACACCCCUUCCAGGAAUCCGAGUCCGAAAUUAUUUUCCCGGAGGUUUUUCCAGAAACAGGUCCACCGGCUCCUGAUAAACCAAAUAGCCGAGAGACUGACGCCGGCGCCGGGGCUCCAGAUAAACCAACUAGCCGAGAGACUGACGCCGGCGCCGGGAGCAGCUCUCGGGAGGUUCGUUCCAUUUCAAACUGGGAAGAGUACGAAUCUCCAGAGCUAUACCAUUGGGAACCUCAAGGACCGCAAACGACUGAUUCCACAGGGCUGAGACUCAGAAUUCCUGCUUUUGGCAGGGACCUGCACCUCAUCCUGAAGAGAGACACUCGAUUUCUGUCCCAGAAAUUCAUGGUGGAGAGGAGACAGAAAGCACAAAAGGCAUCUCGGAGCAGUAUGCCAGUUUCGUCCGCUGCCAACACAGAAGAGAGAGGAUGCUAUUACAGCGGAACUGUUCUCAAUUACGCAGGAUCCAUUGCCUCAUUCAGCACCUGCGCAGGACUGAUGGGCUUCAUUCAACUCAAUGGAGACUUCCUCUACAUCGAGCCUGUCAAUAAAACGCUGGCCGUCACGGGACAGGCUCACCGCGUGUACAGGAGGAAGCGCUCCACCACCGAGGAGAGACAGACAGACAAGCAGACGACAGACAAACAGACAAGCAGCAACUACUGUGGAGUCAUUCCAGAAAGACAGAAGAGUAAGAACAGGAAGCCGUCUGAGGGAGGCAGAGGGAAACGGUACUCGUAUAAACUACUCCACGAGUACAACGUGGAGACUGUGGUGGUGGCCGACCCGGCCAUGGUCAGCUACCACGGCUCAGAGGCAGCCAAACGAUUCAUCCUCACCAUCAUGAAUAUGGUUUUCAACUUGUUUCAACACAAGAGCCUGGGAAUACAGAUUAAUAUCAGAUUGACUAAACUUGUGCUGCUUCACGAAACACCAUCAGACAUGUAUAUUGGUCACCAUGGUGAGAAGAUGCUGGAGAGUUUCUGUCGUUGGCAGCAGGAGGAGUAUGGGAAGAAGAGCGUGAUGUCAGACUUUAGCACUCGGUGGAGGGAGGACUUACCCUCCGUGGACACGGCCAUUCUAAUCACACGGAAGGAUUUCUGCGUGCAUAAAGAUGAACCCUGUGACACUGUAGGCAUUGCCUACCUGAGCGGCAUGUGCAGCGAGAGAAGGAAAUGCAUCCUAGCUGAGGACAACGGCCUCAACCUGGCCUUUACCAUUGCUCACGAAAUGGGCCACAACAUGGGCGUGAGUCACGACAACGACCACCAGUCGUGUGCGGAUGGCCUCCACAUCAUGUCAGGAGAAUGGGUCAAAGGUCAGAACCUGGGCGAUGUUUCCUGGUCCGGCUGUAGCCGUGACGACGUGGAGAAGUUCCUCCGGUCCAAGGCCAGUAGUUGUCUCCUCCAGACCGACCCGCUGAGCUUGAACUCAGUGAUCCUGCCAUUCAAACACCCAGGGAUGACCUACACGGCAGAUGAACAGUGUCAGAUCCUCUUCGGAACCACCGCCUCCCACUGUCAGAACAUGCAGUAUGUGAUGUGUUCAGGGCUGUGGUGCCGGGUGGAUGGAGAGAAGGAUUGUAAAACCAAACUGGACCCACCCAUGGAUGGCACAGAGUGUGACCCUGGAAAGUGGUGUCGUGCUGGGGAGUGUGUGAGCAGAGCGGUGCCAGUGGAGCCAGCCAUGGGGGAGUGGAGCACCUGGGGGUCCUGGGGAACAUGCAGUCCAACCUGCAGCACUGGCAUCAGUGGACGCCAGCGCAAGUGUGAGAGUCCCAGUGGGAAAAGCCGGGACUGUGUCGGCUCCAGGAUGCAGUACAGGCUGUGUGAGAACCUGCCCUGCCCUGCUGGGAGCCCCAGCUUCAGAGACCAACAGUGCCAGACCUUCAAUCGCCCCUCCCUACACUGGCACUCCGUCAUGGAUGAUGAGAGGCCUUGUACACUGUUCUGUUCCUCCACAGGGAAAGAGCAACCCCGUCUCCUAGCUGAGAAGGUGCUGGAUGGAACCUCCUGCGGCUCUCAGGAGUCUGGCCUCUGUGCUAACGGGACAUGUCAGAAAGUGGGAUGUGACAGGAUCCUGAGUUCGAUGGCAAGAGAGGACCACUGUGGGAUGUGUAACGGCAAUGGCAAGUCUUGUAAGGUCAUCAAGGGGGACUUCAACCACACCAAAGGAGCAGGCUAUGUGGAAGCUGUGAUCAUCCCCAAAGGGGCCAGGAGAAUCAGAGUGGUGGAGGAAAAGCCUGCACAGAGUUAUUUGGCACUCAAAGACACAAACAAGCAUUCCAUCAACAGCGACUGGAAGAUAGACCGCCCAGGAGCCUUCAACAUGGCGGGCACCACCGUUCACUACGUCCGGAGAGGAUUGUGGGAGAAAAUGUCAGCCAGAGGUCCCACUACCUCCCCGCUGCAUCUCAUGGUGCUGCUGUUCAAUGAGCAGAACCAUGGCAUCCAUUACGAGUACACCAUCCCCACAGAGGCUAACAUGGAACCCCAGGGGGGAUUAGGACCGGGGGCCCAGCCCAGCGAACCCCUCUUCAUGUGGACCCACUCUGGCUGGGAGGACUGCCAUGCCGUGUGUGGAGGAGGAGAAAGAAAGACAAUCGUCACCUGCACUAACAUUGUCAACAAAACUACAAGUGUGGUGGACAACCGAAGAUGUCGUCACCUGACCAAACCUGAGCCUCAAGUCCGCAAGUGCAAUGAGCAGCCCUGCCAGACAAGGUGGAUGAUGACUGAGUGGACGUCUUGCUCUCGUACCUGUGGAAGAGGCUCUCAGAGCAGACAGGUUGCCUGCACCUUGCAGCUAGCCAACGGCACCCUGGUCAAAGCCAAGGACCGCGACUGUGCCGGCCCCAAACCGGCCCCCACACAGCGCUGCGAGGGCCAGGACUGUCUCACCGUGUGGGAGGCUGGCGUGUGGUCUGAGUGCUCGGUGAAGUGUGGGCGGGGGGCGCGCCAUCGGCUGGUGAAGUGCACCAACCCACGGAAGAAGUGUGACCUGUCGACCCUGCCCCGUGAGACGGAGGACUGUGAGGACUACUCCAAGUGUUACAUCUGGAGGACAGGAGACUGGGCCAAGUGCUCGGUCACCUGUGGUAAAAGCAUGCAGUCCCGGGUUAUCCAGUGCAUGCACAAGAUCACCGGGCGCCACGGCAACGAGUGCUUCUCGUCGGAGAAGCCGGCGGCGUACCGGCCAUGUCAGCAGCAGGCGUGCAAUGAGAGGAUCAACGUCAACACCAUCACCUCGCCACGCCUGGCUGCCCUGACAUUCAAGUGUUUACGGGACCAGUGGCCGGUUUACUGCAAAGUAAUCCGCGAGAAGAACCUCUGCCAAGACAUGCGCUGGUAUCAACGCUGCUGUGAAACUUGCCGGGACUUUUACGCACAGAAGAUGCAGCAGAGGAGUUGACCCUCCCCUCACCCCCUCGCCCCCUCCUUCCAGGGGCGAAUUUAGGUGUCAAAUCCUAUGUAUGUAUAUCAAGUGCACUUAUUCCAACACGUGGGAUGGACAGAACACACCUGUUUCAACCUAACCAGCGGUAGAUUAUAAGCACUGUAAAUGUGUCAUUAGUACGUUGUGUUACUGGUAUUGAGUCCAUACUAUGUCAUGUUAUUGGUAUUGAGUCCAUACUAUGUCAUGUUACUGGUAUUGAGUCCAUUCUAUGUCAUGUUAUUGGUAUUGAGUCCAUACUAUGUCAUGUUACUGGUAUUGAGUCCAUACUAUGUCAUGUUAUUGGUAUUGAGUCCAUACUAUGUCAUGUUAUUGGUAUUGAGUCCAUACUAUGUCAUGUUAUUGGUAUUGAGUCCAUACUAUGUCAUGUUACUGGUAUUGAGUCCAUACUAUGUCAUGUUAUUGGUAUUGAGUCCAUACUAUGUCAUGUUAUUGGUAUUGAGUCCAUACUAUGUCAUGAUAUUGGUAUUGAGUCCAUACUAUGUCAUGUUAUUAGUAUUGAGUCGAUACUAUGCUCAUCUUAUUGGUAUUGAGUCGAUACUAUGUCAUGUUAUUGAGGUUGAAUCGAUACUAUGUCAUGUUAUUUGUAUUUAGUCGAUACUAUGGUAAUGUUAUUGGUAUUGAGUCAAUACUAUGCUCAUGUUAUUGGUAUUGAGUCGAUACUAUGUCAUGUUAUUGAAUCGAUACUAUGCUCAUGUUAUUUGUAUUGAGUCGAUACUAUGGUAAUGUUAUUGGUAUUGAGUCGAUACUAUGUCAUGUUAUUGGUAUUGAGUCGAUACUAUGGUAAUGUUAUUGGUAUUGAGUCGAUACUAUGCUCAUGUUAUUUGUAUUGAGUCGAUAUUAUGCUCAUGUUACUGGUAUUGAGUCGAUAUUAUGCUCAUGUUACUGGUAUUGAGUACAUGCUAUUGCCAUCUUUUUGGUAUUGAGUCGAUACUAUGUCAUGUUAUUGAGGUUGAAUCGAUACUAUGGUAAUGUUAUUGGUAUUGAGUCGAUACUAUGUCAUGUUAUUGGUAUUGAGUCGAUACUAUGGCCAUGUUAUUGGUAUUGAGUCGAUACUAUGGCCAUGUUAUUGAUAUUGAGUCGAUACUAUGGCCAUGUUAUUGAUAUUGAGUCGAUACUAUGGCCAUGUUAUUGGUAUUGAGUCGAUACUAUGGCCAUGUUAUUGAUAUUGAGUCGAUACUAUGGCCAUGUUAUUGAUAUUGAGUCGAUACUAUGGCCAUGUUAUUGAUAUUGAGUCGAUACUAUGUCAUGUUAUUGAUAUUGAGUCGAUACUAUGGCCAUGUUAUUGAUAUUGAGUCGAUACUAUGUCAUGUUAUUGGUAUUGAGUCGGUCUAAGCACAUCUCUUUUGAGGGUGUAAUUGUUGACCAGCCUUCACCUGGGAUCCGUUGAGCUGAUAUACUGUAGAUCUACAUAAGGAUCCAACUCUUUGGUGUUUUUGGAGAAGUUUUUGUUUUUAAUAAUGUUAACUCAUGCUAAUAUUUUGUAAAUGUCUUACUAUUUUCCAUACUGUAUUUUUUUCGGGAUUUAUCACAUUGAAAAUCAGACAAAAUCCAUCAAGGUAUACAACUUGUAGUUUCCAUUAAUUUAGUUAACCCCGUAUAAUGUAACCAAUGCAAUAGUGCCAAAAGUGCAAACUACAAACUUCAAGCGUACCAUCGGACCUAGGUCUACUGGUUUCCUAUCAGUUUCUUCCCCAAAAAAACAGAAAGUCCCGCACACUGUUUAUGCUCCCAAGUACCACUGUUUAUCGGACAACAUUUCCAUCUGUAAGGAUCUUCAUCAGGUCAAAACAACCUGACAAAAUGACCUGACGAAGAUCCUUGUGGAUGGAAACGUUGUCUGAUAAAAGGUGCUAUUUUCGGAGCAUAAUCAGUGUGUUGGACUUUCCGGGUUUUUUUUUCUUCUCAAGUUUACUUCUUUAGCCCAGCACAAACAUUUCUAUCUAUUUCAGCAUUGGUGAACUUCAUGCUAUCUGUUUGGUAUAGCCACUGCUGAGACUUUGGCUUCCAGCCGUGAGUAAUUACAAUGACGUUCUUGUCCUUCGUCAAGUUUAGCAAAAAUGUGUUUAGAGAUACAAAUAGUACUGUAUGUUUAAUCUAUCUCAAACAGAAUUCACAAUACUGUCCAUUUAGAAGCAAUACUGAAAGCAGUACAGCUGUAAAGACACUUAGGUUUGAUUGAUAUGAUGUUUUAGGGUUUAGGACUUUCAGCGCUUCAUUUGCUUUGUACAUGUUUGGCUUAAUGUCGAACACUGUAAGCAACAAUGUGGCUUUGGAGGGAUUUGGAUAAUUGAUGAUACUUCUAGUAACGACAGCAAAUAUAUUCUUAUUAUUUAGCUUAAAUGUCUCUUUGUAGUAACGUGCUGUUUAUGUGGUGCUAAUUAGUGUACUUGAGUGAACUUUUGGGGAUCUAGGCUUAAACAUAAAGUGUUGCCAAAUAGCCGAGGCUUGCUUAAAGUUGGAGAAAAUACCUUAUUGUAACAUUUACUGAAUUAAUCUAUGUCUAUGCAUAUGUUAACAAUGGUGCUGCCUUAGGAUCUGUUGGGACUGAAACAAUUGUGUGGAAAGCUUAAAGACUCAAAUCUUUUUCCUCAAAUGUAACAUUGACAUCAGGGGUGUGGUCAGUACGUCACAUAGCGGUGUUCGACGUUUACUUCAACGGAAAUGGUACUGUACUGAACGACCAGUUGAAGAACGGUGUAUGGUGUGUGUGCUGCCUAAACCAGAUCUUUACCAUGAUAAGGCCAGACCUUGCUCGACAUUGCGGUGCCAGCUUUGUCCCGCGUCCCACAGUCGCGUGAGAUUUUAUGGUGUGUGUGUGUGUGUGUGCUGCACGAGUUUUGCGAUUUAAAAUGGUCACACACAUAUUGAUCAGGUCACACCCAUAUUGAUAGGCCCACACAUAUAUUGAUCAGGCCACACCCAUAUUGAUCAGGCCACACCCACCAAACACGGAGCAAACAUACCUCAAAGGCUGUUACGGGAACGCUGCGCAUCGUUUGGGGGAAAUGUAGUUCAGUAGCGAACGUUGAAUCGAACUGAAUGCAUCCCAGUUACGCGCACGGAUCUCUCCAAGUUAGGAUUUAGGUCUCAGCGUCUUCAGGAGGGCUUCUAAAGGGAAAUGAUCCUCCAUUUUAAAUCACAUAUUUCAAAAUUUGUUUAAACAAAAUCACUAAAGGGACAUUGUUUAGUCAUAGAGUAAACUAUCAUUCAUAUUUCCGUCAAAUAGUUAGUACAGUAUGGCCUACCUUGGUUGUGUACACCAGGAUGAGCCCACGGCUGUCUUGUAUGUUAAAGUCAAUGUUAGAACGCCAACAUCUGAACAGCAAGCUGCUUCACUAGAACAAUCUGCUGUACAUGCUAUUCACACAACGAUGACUGUUUCUAGUGUAUCACUCCACGGCCCUCUACUUGAAUAGAGAUAAUGUAGAACUAAGAAACACUGUACAUGUUUACACUGAAGUACUGCUGCACUGGUAUGGGUUGGCUCCGGGGUGAAGGUUCCCCUAGGUACAGCUCUAGGAUCAACUUCCCCUCCAUCAAUCCUGACCUUAAGAAUUAGUGGAGAAAAAAAAUGCUAAACUGACCCUAGAUCAGCGUCUAGGGGCAACUUCACCCUACUCUGGUUCCCAUGAGCCCUCAGUCUAGGCGUCACAUGGUGCAAAAAAAUACUGCUUGGUUUAUACCUUCUGUCAUUGGCUGAAAACAAGUUGAAGUUGAGUGUUGUUGAAUAGAAUUAAAAUGGACAUUUUAUAGCACUGUAAGACCAUGUCAUUUUUUUUAAUGGCUCCUACAUACCUGUAUGUAGCGUUCUCUCGUAAUGUUUUACGGUUGUGUAGGAGAAAAAACUGCCUGCAUAUCAUGUUCCUGAGAAAAUAAUAAAAUACAUUCUCCAUUA
Molecule: messenger RNA, 7745 nt
Organism: Salmo salar (Atlantic salmon)
Lineage: Eukaryota; Metazoa; Chordata; Actinopteri; Salmoniformes; Salmonidae
Product: A disintegrin and metalloproteinase with thrombospondin motifs 19
Biological process (GO): extracellular matrix organization; proteolysis
Cellular component (GO): extracellular matrix
Molecular function (GO): metalloendopeptidase activity
Source: RefSeq, a predicted model, not a curated record